Girardinichthys multiradiatus is the source of this 3181-nucleotide messenger RNA. RefSeq names its product angiopoietin-like 1b (gene angptl1b). The coding region runs from base 218 to 1669 and encodes 483 amino acids. Lineage: Eukaryota; Metazoa; Chordata; Actinopteri; Cyprinodontiformes; Goodeidae. The transcript is spliced from 5 exons. Gene Ontology annotation, biological process: cell surface receptor protein tyrosine kinase signaling pathway. The record is from RefSeq and is a predicted model, not a curated record.
CACUGCUCUGUACCAGUGGGCUGCGCCUGCUGGUGUAAGUCAGCACAGGCCCUCGGUCUCAGUGGGAGCAGAAGGAAAACGGAGCACCGAAGGCAAGGAGACACAGAAUGAACCUGACGGAGGUACACAACUGAGACACCACUGACUGAACUCACUGACACAGGUGGGAUCUUGCUUCUGAUUUCUUGGCUGUUUGGUGAUAGCAAGAGGAGCAAUCAUGGGUCUUGAUGUGUGGAACUUUUUUCUCCUGUUGGGUUUGUCUCUGUGGAGCAACAGUCAAGCCUUGACCAGGAACCCAAUCCUGGCCAGGAUUCGAAGAGCUCCAGAGGCAGCUGAAGAAAACAAGAAAUGCUCCUACACCUUCUUAGUCCCAGAACAAAAGAUUACGGGUCCCAUUUGCGCUGCCCGUGGCUAUUCCACUGAUAAAGACCGAGUGACACGCCUGGAUGUUGCUGCAGUGCGAGACCUUCUGUCCAAACAACGUCGGGAGAUGGAAACUUUGAAGCUUGUGGUGGAUGUGGACGGUAACCUGGUGAAUGAGAUGAAGCUAUUGAGGAAGGAGAGCAGAAACAUGAACUCCAGAGUGACCCAGCUUUACAUGCAGCUGCUGCACGAGAUCAUAAGGAAGAGGGACAACUCUCUGGAGCUGGCUCAGCUGGAGACACGCAUCCUUAAUGCCACAACUGAGUCACUGCGGUUGACAUCCCGGUACAAGGAGCUGGAGGCCAAAUAUGCAGCAUUGUCUGCAAUUGUGAACAAUCAGUCAGUGCUGAUUGGAACUUUAGAAGAACACUGUAUGCAGAUGUAUAGUCGUAGACAUGAACAACCACACAUAGGACCUCCGUUGGUACAGGUGGUGCCUGAGAACAUUCCGGUCAGUGUGCCACGGUUCACAAAUGAGAUCCAGAGUCGUAACACCAGAGGGUUUGGCCCGGAAAGGGGCUCUCAUUCAGGGUCAUCUCCCACGAGCAGUACUCCCGAGGUCCCGAAAUCUGAGAGAAACGUCAGCACAGAGGGCUCGUUCAGAGACUGCCAGGAGGCCCAAGAGGCCGGCCACAGCACCAGCGGUAUGUAUGUGAUCAAACCAGAUGAAGCGGAGAGGCCGGUGCAAGCCUGGUGUGAACAGGAUAUAGACAACGGGGGUUGGACGGUUAUCCAGCGCCGGAGAGAUGGAUCAGUUAACUUCUUCAGGAACUGGGAUAACUACAAGAGUGGCUUUGGAAACAUAGACGGGGAGUACUGGCUCGGCCUGGAAGCUAUCUACAAGUUGGGGAGACAGGGAGACUACAAGCUCCUGGUGGAGAUGGAGGACUGGAUGGACAAGAAAGUCUACGCGCAGUACAACAGCUUUCACCUGGAGCCUGAGAGCGAGGGGUACCGCCUGCGGCUGGGCACCUACCAGGGCAAUGCCGGGGAUUCCCUCAGCAGCCACAAUGGCAAACAGUUCACCACUCUGGAUCGAGACAAGGACGCCUUCUCAGGUAACUGUGCACAUUUCCAUAAAGGAGGAUGGUGGUACAAUGCUUGUGGCCAAGCCAACCUUAACGGUGUCUGGUACACGGGAGGAGUGUACCGCAGCAAAUUCCAAGACGGGAUCUUCUGGGCUGACUACGGCGGAGGUUUCUACUCCAUGAAGUCUGUUCGCAUGCUGAUCCGGCCCAUAGACUGAGGCUGCAAGAAGUACUGUCCAAAAGGCAGGGCUGGCAAAUUCAAGACUCCUUCUUAAGUUGCUCCUUUAUACAGUACAUCUGCAAUGAGAGGUUGAUCCUAGAUGGAGAAACUCAACAAAUGGAAAGAGGCCAAGUGUCAUUUUGCAGGAACAGACACAAACUCUGCAUAUAAGGGCAUUUUGGGGACAUGAAUCUAUAUCACAAUAGCUCUGUAAAGCACCGACACUGGACCUUGCAAAAGUAUUCAUGGUCCUUGAACAUUUAAACAUUAUGUGACGUUACAACAACAAACAUCAAUGUAUUUUAUCUGAUAGACCAACAUAAGACAUCUCAAAAUUGUAAUGUAGAUAAAAAAUACACAGUUUUCAAAUUAUUUACAAAUGAAAAGCUGAAAAGUGUGGCAAGCAUUUGUAUUGAGCCCCAUUCACGCUGACAUCCCUAUUUAAAUCCAGACAUGUGGAAGAAGGUGCAUUUUGGCCUUCAUGCGAAACACAGAAAACUACACACUGCACAUAAUUUGAACACACCAUCUCCACAAGGAAACACAGUGUUGGCAGCAUAAUGCUGUGGGAUGCCGUUCUUCAGUAGGACCAAAGAAGCUGGUCAGAGUUGAUGGCUGGAUGGAGGGAGUUAAAUACAAGGGAAUGCUGAAAGCCUGUAAGUGGCUGCAUAAGACUUAAUCAACAUUAAUUAUACAGACAACUCUACAGGGGUAUGUGUUAGAAUGGCCCAGUCAAAGUCCAAACCUAAAUGCAAUUAGGAAUCUGUGGCAAGACAUACAAAUUCACAUUUAAAUAUACUUUACAUCUACCUUAAGUGAUUUGAAGCUAUUUUCCAAAGAUGAAUUGACAAAUAUUUAUUGGUAAAAAUGGAAAACUAUGUACAAUACCUGGUUUGUGGUUCUUACAUGAAAAAAAUGAUUACAAGUUCAAGAAGAAUGAAUACUCUCCCAAGGUCCAUUAUGUUAAAAGGUAAAAGGAAUUUAAGAAAAUAUUAAAAUCUAUAACAUUUCCGGUACCAACAUCACAUGAUCUGAAUGCAGAAUCACCUACCUCACCAAGAUAAACAUCUGGUGCAAACAUUAAUAUUUGGUAUAACUUUGUUUUAGGUGCUUGGAGCUGGAAAAUCCACAGUGUUAAUACCUACAUACAGUAUACUGUAUCCAUAUAAACUACACACUCUUUUCCAGAUCCAAAGCACCACAUUUAAUUGCACAGUGUAUUUUAAUUUAAAUCUCUACCCUUAAAACAACCUUUAUACUGCAUGCUAAAAUACUCUGUGUGAGUUCAGAUGACCAAAAAGUAUAAUUUAUGCGUAUAAUUAAGUUAUCAUAACAGUGAAAAGGGCCAGGUGUCCUUUGAGAGAAGGAAAUGAUCCUAUAGAAAAACGGGAGUCGUUUCCUCCUGCUGUAAAUAGGACAAUCAUAGUCAAACUGUGCACACUCAUAUGGAAAUUGUUCUUGUGUGUUUUUCAUUUGGACUUUGAUUAAAGUUCAGUAUGACUCUGGGAAA